GCGGCUUUUGAUAUGUAGUUAACUUUUUUACAGCCUCGCGACUUCAACGUCAUCCCAGCUUGGACGAUGUUUCCCCACUCACGGGCCAUGAUUGGCUCAGGACCCAUUUACACCUGGCAGACGUCCCAGCCUCGGCAUUCAGCCUCGUGUAAUUCAGGUCGCGUGACUUGAUUUGACGUCCGCCGUUGAACUCGACGACGACGACGACGAAGAACGUCCGAUGGCGACACUCCAACUGCUCCGUCAGCCUAAUCGCCAACAUGUCGCCCUGUUCCAAGCUGUGCGGUCUUCUCCGACGCCAACCUCGCUGCUCCUAAAGCCUCAGUCUGUUGCAUCACGGUUCUCUCGGCAGUCCAGGGCGAAUCUCUGGACAUGCUCUAGCAUAUCUUCAAGUACACCCACUGUCACAUCUCUGAAGCUAUCGAAUGGAUCAUUUACUCCCAGGCUCGGCCUGCACCGGAACUACUCUUCGGAGCCAGAAAGGAAGCCGCAAACCUCGGAAAGCGACGUCUCAUCCCCAAAGGGUCUCAAGCCCCUGAAAUCCAACGUCGUCAAGGCCUUAGCGCAACUCACGCCCCACGAGAACAUCUACACGAUCCCCAACUUCCUAACCCUAACACGCCUCAUCGCCGCCCCCGUCGUCGGCUACCUCGUUCUCAACGAUGCGCACGCCUGGGCUCUCGGGCUCUUCGCCUAUGCCGGCAUCACGGACCUCGUGGACGGCUGGAUUGCGCGGAAAUGGAACCUACAAACAGUGGUGGGGACCAUCAUUGACCCGCUGGCCGACAAGAUUUUGAUGACCGUUCUGACGGUCACGCUGGCGAUGCAGGGGAUGCUGCCUGUGUGGCUCGCAUUCAUCAUUCUAGGCCGCGACGUGGGCCUCGGGAUCUCGGCCAUAUAUUACCGUUGGAUUAGUCUGCCGCCACCGAAGACUCUGACGCGGUACUGGGAUUUUAGUCUGCCGAGCGCGGAGGUCAGACCGACGACGAUUAGCAAGUAUAAUACGGCACUGCAGCUGGGGCUGAUUGGAGCGACGACAGCGAUGCCGUUAAUACCGUUUGAGUUGGGAGCAACGAUGACGGGGUUUCAGUAUUUGGUUGCGGCGACGACGAUUUGGAGUGGGGCGAGUUAUGUGUAUAGUAAGGAUGCGGUGAAGAUUCUAAACCAGAAGAAGGACGAGAAGAAGGAGGUUACGAAGAAGUGAGUGUUGCAGAGGCUAAGGAAAGAUCUUGUAUUAUAUGGCAUGUACAUUGGACAUUGUAAGGCGUGGAGGGUAUUAUAGAUGUUAUUGCAUAGAAAGGUUUGGCGAUCAAAAUAUCUCUCACCGUACGAUUCUGGGAGCGCAUUUAUGGGGAAUAGGACCUGAUACGAUAAACAACUCGAGUUCUGCUUUUCUGUGGGGAGGU
Molecule: messenger RNA, 1406 nt
Organism: Pseudogymnoascus destructans
Lineage: Eukaryota; Fungi; Ascomycota; Leotiomycetes; Thelebolales; Thelebolaceae
Exons: 3
Coding region: 221-1204 (327 amino acids)
Biological process (GO): cardiolipin biosynthetic process
Cellular component (GO): mitochondrion; membrane
Molecular function (GO): cardiolipin synthase activity
Source: RefSeq, a predicted model, not a curated record